AUGAAUAUAAAACAAAUUGAAAAGCUUGCCAACGAACCACCAGCAUGGAGCAAGCAAGAGGAGAAAACUUUAAGACGUCCUUUUGACUAUUUAGCGUCAAGUCCGGGCAAAAACUUUAGAUCAGAACUCAUCAUGAUCUUCAACUCGUUCUACAAGUUGCCAAACCAAAAAGUUGCCGUGAUUUCCAAACUGGUUGAAAUACUGCAUACAUCUAGUUUGUUAAUUGAUGACAUUGAGGACAGCUCCGAGUGGAGGCGUGGUCUGAAAGCAUCGCACCUGGUUCACGGGAUUCCGAUGACCAUCAACACGGCUAACUAUAUGUAUUUUUACGCCAUGGAGUCUCUUCAAGAGCUUGCACAAGACUAUGAUCAAUGUGUACUGAAUCAGCUUUUGAUAAUUUUCAAUCAGGAAAUGAUGAACCUUCAUAGAGGCCAGGGUCUGGAUAUUUACUGGAGAGACGACUUUGUUGUACCAGACGAGCAGCAAUAUCUCAAUAUGGUCAUGAACAAAACUGGUGGUCUAUUCAGGCUCACCGUGCGACUAAUGGAGGCUUUUUCCGCGCAGUUCAGUGGUGAGACGUCUCUGGUGCCGCUCAGCAAUCUACUGGGGAUUCUUUAUCAGAUACGAGACGAUUACAUGAAUUUACAAGACGCCACCAUGAUUAAAAACAAAGGUUUCGCAGAGGAUGUCUCGGAGGGAAAGCUCUCUUUUCCAAUAAUACACGGCAUCCGUCACGGUAAAGCCGAGGGCAACAGUCUAGUGUGGGAAAUUCUUCAAACUCGAACCCAGGACAUCGAGCUCAAGAAACAAUUGGUUCACUACCUGGAGCAUACUAGUGGUUCCAUGCAGUACGCACGCAAUAAAGUUUUACAGCUAGGGAUUCUCAUUAAAGAGGGUUAUUUUCCAUUAAUUCAAAGGUGCGGGCACGACACAUUUGCAUUAAAUGCUGCUGUCAACUCCUUGUGUGACAUCUGA
Lachancea nothofagi CBS 11611 is the source of this 975-nucleotide messenger RNA. Lineage: Eukaryota; Fungi; Ascomycota; Saccharomycetes; Saccharomycetales; Saccharomycetaceae. The record is from the annotation of a GenBank genome assembly.